Messenger RNA from Striga hermonthica, 1563 nucleotides. NCBI's taxonomy places the organism in Eukaryota, Viridiplantae, Streptophyta, Magnoliopsida, Lamiales, Orobanchaceae. The record is from the annotation of a GenBank genome assembly.
AUGGCUGCACCAUCGCCGCCUCUCGCCGCCGCAGCCGGAGAGAAGAAACACUGGUGGCUCACCAAUAAAAAGAUGGUGGAGAAAUACGUGCGGGAAGCGAGGUCGCUCCUCGCCACACAGGAUCACGGCGACGUAGCGGCGGCGCUGCGCCUUCUGGAGGCCGCCCUGGCCCUGUCGCCGCGCAUGGAGGCGGCGCUGGAGCUGAAGGCCCGCUCCUUGCUUCACCUCCGGCGGUUCGCCGAGGUGGCUGACAUGCUCCAGGACUACAUCCCUAGCCUCAAAAUGGCCGUCACCUCCGACGACACGUCAUCGUCUUCUUCCGGAUCUUUUUCCGACACCUCCUCGAACCGCCUCCUCUCCGCCGGCGGUUCCGAACCGGCGUUUAAAUGCUUCUCCGUUUCCGAUCUGAAAAGGAAGGUCGUGUCUGGUUUGUUCCCAAACGGCGACAGGGAAGGUCAAUGGAGGUACUCGGUGUUGGGCCAGGCAUGCUGCCACCUAGGACUAAUGGAGGACGCCAUGGUCCUCCUCCAGACCGGAAAACGCCUUGCCGCCGCCGCCUCUCGCCGCGAAAGCGUCCACCUGUCCGACGACGCCUUCUCCCUGAAUAAACCCUCCCCGGAAACCACUCCCCCUCCGCCACCGAACGCCGCCUCCCACCACCUCCUCUCCCACGUCAAGCUCCUCCUCCGCCGACGCGCCGCCGCCUCCGCCGCCCUCGACGCCGGCCUCCACUCAGAAGCCAUCCGCCACUUCUCCAAGAUCCUCGACGGCCGCCGUGGUGCCCCUUACCCAUUCCUUGCCGGAUGCUACGUCCGCCGUGCGGCAGCCUACUGCUCGGCCGGCCGCCUGGCCGACGCCUUCGCUGACUGCAACCGCGCCCUGGCCCUCGACUCAUCCUCCACCGAAGCCCUCUCCGCCCGAGCCGAUCUGUUCGAGUCCAUCCGGUGCCUGCCCGACAGCCUCCACGACCUCGAGCACCUGAAACUUCUCUACAACACAAUCCUUCGCGACCGGAAGCUUCCUGGCCCCGCCUGGCGGCCGCCGGCCGUCCACUACCGGGAAAUUCCGGGGAGGCUUUGCUCACUGGCCGCCAAAAUCCAGCAGCUGAAGCAGAGGGUGGCUGCCGGAGAGAAAAGCAGUGACGUGGAUUACCACGCGUUGAUUGGGAUCAAGAGAGGCUGCACGAAGUCCGAGCUCGAACGUGCCCACCUCCUUCUGACACUGAAGCACAAGCCGGAAAAAUCUUCAGCUUUUAUCGACAAGUGUGAGUUUGUGGACGAGAAGGACGUGGAUGAAAUUAGGGACCGGGCGAAAAUGUCGGCUUUGGUGUUGUACCGAUUGCUCCAAAAGGGGUACCGCUGUGUGAUGGCGGCGGUUUUGGAAGAAGAGGUGGCCGAAAAACAGAGGAAGAAGAGUGGCAAUAGCAAUGCUGUUGCCACACCACCGGCAUCGGUUUUUCAAGGAGCGUUCUGCAGGGAGUUAGCGGCCGUCGGGAAUUUGCUCUCUCAGGCGGGGUAUAAUUGUCCGAUUAUUCCGGUGAAGUAUGAAGGGUUGAGCUGUUAG